AUGUCUCAAACUCAAAAUCAAUCCGUGCCUGAAGCCCGCAUACUCAACCAGUCCAACACGGCUUUCCCACCACGACUCCCAUCCGGAUACGACCACCCAGCCAAGUUGACCCGCGAACAGGCCGGACACAUCCGCCACAUCCACAAUGUUGUCUCCCAAGUAGACGGAGAAUGGAGAUUCAUGGGCACGCAGGAGCCGGGCCAGGAGUGGCUGGACGCCUACCGCUACCAGCUUGCCACCAUGGCGUAUGCCGUUGCAGCGGCGCAGUAUCACCGCAUGCCGGCUGCUCGAUCUGCUUUUAAGCCGCUGAUGGGGAGGAUCAUCCACAAGAUGCUGAGGAGGGAGGUCUGGGGGUACUGGUUCUUGACGUCGCACAGCGGAAGCUUUGUUGAUCCCGACCUGAAGGAGCUGCGAAAGCCGUGGGCGGACCCAAUCUGCAAGGAGAAUAUCAUGUAUUCUGGACACUUAAUUCUCAUGACGGCGCUGUAUGCCAUGCUGUUUGACGACGACAGGUAUGAACAGAAUGACAGCAUGGUCUUCAACUGGAACCCCGUGUACUGGGGAUUCGGCCCAGAGAGAUACAGCUACAACCGCGCCACUCUGCAGGAAGCAAUUCUCAAGGAGAUGGAGUCCAACGGAUGGAUCGGUGUCUGCUGCGAGCCAAACAUGGUGUUUAUUGCCUGCAACCAGUUUCCUCUGACCGCCAUGCGAAUCAACGACGUCCGCAACGGUGGAAACGUUGCAGAUGAAGUGCUGGCCAAGUACAAAGCUGCGUGGCAGAAGAAGGGAAUGAUGGGCAAAGAUGGCCUGCUGCGAGAUGCCUACCGAGUCAAGCAAGACUCCCCCGUCGAUGCCUUUGAUAUUGGCUUCCCGGCUUGGGCUGCCGCUCACAUGGCCUGGAACGUCGAGCAGAUGGAGGAUCUGUACCCAAAGAUGGCGCAUGGAUAUCUGACCAAGAUUGGAGACCGCGUCAACAUCAACCCAGAUCCCGUGGCGAGAGCAAUUCGUAAGUUGACAGCCAAUAAUCCCAGCUUAGAUACCGACGAGAUCCACGCCAAAGCUCGCGAGUUGGCUGCCAAAGCGUCUCCCCGGUAUCCCGCGUUCAUGCACCCCGUCUACGGCUGGGUCACUGAAUGGGCCGCUGAAGUUGGCCCAGCCGAGGACCUCCACGGCCUCCUGAAGCACGCGGACCAGUUCCUCGGCCCGCAAUGGGAAAACGGCGGCCUCUUCUACCCCCGCAACGAUACGCAGUACGACUCCAACGACAACCACGUCUACGUCGAGCCGUUCACGGGCAACGCGGGCAUUGCAUACGCCCGGCUGACGGUGAAGCGCGGCCAGGCGACGAUGUGGAACAAGCCGUGGACCAAGGAGCACGUGCGGACGAUGCCGUGGAUUGACGGCGUGAGUCUUGAUAGCGGCGUUGAUACGCUGGCGGGCAGCUGGGACGAGGAAAAGGGCGCCUUGUUCGCGUCGUUUCGGACGUGGCAUGGGAGGAGUGUUGGUGUUGGGCCGGUGUUUAAGCAGCUGCCGGUGGGGCGGUACGGGGUGUAUGUGAAUGGGAGUUUUAGGGAGGAGGCGGUGGUUGGGGCUGGGGAGGAUGUGAAGAUGGAGUUGGAGGUUGGUGGAUAUGAGACUGAUGUUGUGGUUGUGAGGGCGUAG
Molecule: messenger RNA, 1662 nt
Organism: Trichoderma atroviride IMI 206040
Lineage: Eukaryota; Fungi; Ascomycota; Sordariomycetes; Hypocreales; Hypocreaceae
Source: RefSeq, a predicted model, not a curated record